Messenger RNA from Merops nubicus (carmine bee-eater), 1419 nucleotides. RefSeq names its product nyctalopin (gene NYX). Lineage: Eukaryota; Metazoa; Chordata; Aves; Coraciiformes; Meropidae. The transcript has 2 exons. The record is from RefSeq and is a predicted model, not a curated record. Bases 1 to 1419 code for a protein of 472 amino acids. Gene Ontology annotation, molecular function: protein binding. Gene Ontology annotation, cellular component: extracellular matrix.
AUGUUUGCCAUCAUUUUAAAUGUGUUUCUCUGGGUGCCCCACACCCAGGCGGUGUGGGCCUGCGUGCGGUCCUGCCCUGCCAGCUGCGUGUGCACCCAGGAGCGGAGCUGCUCCGUCCUCUGCGACCGUGUCGGCCUGGGGCAGAUUCCCAGUGAGUUCCCGUGUGAAGCCUCCUCUAUCAACCUGGACAAAAACAGUAUCAAGUUUCUCUCUGAGAGGGCCUUUGGGACCUUGCCUUCCCUCAAAUCCCUGUCACUCAACCACAACAAUAUCUCCUUCAUCACCCCGGGGGCUUUCAAGGGAUUGCCCAGCCUGACCGAGCUGAAGAUGGCCCACAACGAGUACAUUCGCUAUCUCCACACGCGGACUUUCACUGCCCUCAGACGGCUGGUCAGGCUGGACCUGGCAGACUGCAAUCUUUUCAACAUCCCAGACAGGAUCUUCAUCGAGCUGCAUGCUCUGCAGGAGCUUUUCUGCUUCCAGAACAACUUCCGGAGGAUCCCAGGUGCCAUCAGGGGCAUGGAGAACCUUACCCAUGUUUACCUGGAGAGAAACAGGAUCGAAGCAGUAGCCUAUAACUCUCUGCAGGGCCUGAGCAAGCUGAAAUACCUGAAUCUACAGGACAACAGGAUAAAUGUCAUUCAUGAGGGAGCUUUUCAGGGCUGCCAGAAGAUGGAGUACCUGUACCUGAAUGACAAUUUGAUCAGCGAGCUUCCAGAAAACUCCUUUGAUGGCCUGAGGUGCCUGAAGAUGCUCAACUUGGGGGGGAAUUUCCUCAGGAACAUUUCCAACACCUGGUUCAGGGACUUGGGGGAGCUUGAGGUCCUCUACCUGGACCGCAACAGGAUCAACUACAUUGAGGAAGGGGCUUUUGAAAACCUCACCAGCCUGGUUGCGUUGCACUUGAACAGCAACAACCUGACGACACUGCCCUUUUCUGUCUUCGAGCCGGUGUACUUCCUGGGGCGGCUGUACCUCUUUCGCAACCCCUGGGAGUGCGACUGUCGCAUUGAGUGGCUGAAAGAGUGGAUGGAGAAUUACAGGCUUGUCAGGGAUAUCCCCUGUGCCUCCCCCUCCUCAGUAGCUGGGAUUGACCUGAUGGAUGUGCUCUAUGAGAGGUCACCAGAAGGUUACUGUCUUGACCCUGUGGAGCUAAACAUCACCUCCGAAGGCCCAACGCCAAGUGAAGGGCCUUGGUCUACCACGGAAAGCAAGUUCAACAGCCUUAUCUCCAAGCUCUUGCUCCAGAUGGGCCUUCCUGAAGAGGUGGCAAACGCUACUGAAGUCUACAGUAACACCACGCAGCUGGAUGGACUGACUGAAGAGGUUUCUUCUGGAGCAGAAGACAGUAUCAAGGCCAGCUCCUUCUCUUUUUACCUCAUGGCACUUUUUACAGUGAUUGUUUUGCAGUGCAAAUAG